CCCAUGGAGGCCAGCAAUCAUACCCAGGUGGCCGAAUUCAUCUUUCUUGGUUUCUCAGGUGUUCCACGUGGCCAGAUCUACCUCUUCGUGGUGUUCCUAGCCAUUUACCUGGUGACCCUAAUUGGCAAUGCCACCAUCUUUACCCUGAUCCAGGUGGACCCACGUCUUCACAGCCCCAUGUACUUUUUCCUCAGCCAUUUGUCCUGCUUAGAUGUUUGUUACUUAUCUGUCACGGUCCCUAAGAUCCUGAUCAAUUUCUCACACCAGAGAAACACCAUUUCGUACAACCAGUGCAUGGCUCAAAUGUUCUUCUUGAUGACAUUCGCAGGAUCCGAAUGCGCCCUUUUGGCCAUUAUGGCUUUUGACCGCUACGCUGCCAUUUGUCAGCCGUUGCAUUACAAUACACUGAUGAGCAGCCAGGUGCGUGUUCCUCUGGCUGUUGCUUGUUGGAUCUGGGGCUUCCUUGAUUCAUCCCUCCACACAACCCUGGCCACCAAUUUGGACUUCUGUGGGGCCAACCACAUCGACCACAUCUUCUGUGACGUUCCACCCCUCCUGAAAAUCGCCUGCAGCGACACCUACAUCAAUGAGCUCAGUCUCCACUUGGCCAGCAUCUUCAUGGGCUUGAGCCCUUUCCUCUUUAUUCUCUUUUCUUACAUGUAUAUCAUCUCUGCCAUCCUGAAAAUCCAUUCUAAUACCGGCAGGAGCAAAGCCUUCUCCACCUGCACUGCCCACUUGGUUGUGGUCACUAUCUACUUUGGCAUGGCCAAUGUGAACUACAAUCGUCCCAGUGUGGGCUACUCCUUAGGGGUGGAUACCUUAAUCUCCACCCUCUAUUGUAUCCUCACCCCUAUGUUGAACCCCUUAAUCUACAGCCUCCGUAACAAGGAGGUUAAGGAAGCCCUGCAGAAGCUUCUGAGUGGCCUGAAGACCGAUUACACCUCUAACCCUUCAAAAUGA
This is a messenger RNA of Ahaetulla prasina, 960 nucleotides long. RefSeq names its product olfactory receptor 5V1-like. The record is from RefSeq and is a predicted model, not a curated record. The coding region runs from base 4 to 960 and encodes 318 amino acids. Gene Ontology annotation, biological process: G protein-coupled receptor signaling pathway. Gene Ontology annotation, molecular function: olfactory receptor activity; G protein-coupled receptor activity. Gene Ontology annotation, cellular component: membrane. NCBI's taxonomy places the organism in Eukaryota, Metazoa, Chordata, Lepidosauria, Squamata, Colubridae. The transcript has a single exon.